UCCCUGGGGAACAUCUGACCUGGGAACAGGAUGUCUUUCAGCUCAUUAUACUGGAUAAACACGUCGCUGGGGAGUUGGUGAUUUCUACUUUAAUGAUGAUUGUUCCCAUUGUUGCUCCGUGGCUCACCAGCGCGUCCUUUAUCCCGUGAAGGAUCAGAGAACUCUAACAGCCUGAUUUCACGCUAAGCUCUCCAGCAUGCAUGAGGAGCUUAAAUGGAACCCCGUGAAAUCCACUUGAGAAUGCCCGACCAUCUCCAACCAAACUCCAGCGAAGGGUCGCUCGUGUCUGGCGGCAGGCGGGCAAAAUGGGCAACGCCAUGCGUGGCGUCAUCGCCUUCAUUCCGUCACAGCGCUGCCAACGCUUCCUGGUGGGAGACCUGAAGGAGAUGCCUCUGGAUCGGACCCUGGACCUGAGCAGCCACCAGCUGAGACAGCUGCCCGUGGCCGCCUGUCUUUUUGACGAGCUGGUCAAGCUCUACCUGAGCGACAACAACCUCAGCAGCUUGCCGGAGGAACUGCACCGCCUGAGGAAGCUUCAGCUGCUGGCCCUGGACUUCAAUUGCUUUGAGGAGCUACCUGCGGCUGUCUGCAGACUCCCCCAGCUCAGCAUCCUCUACUUGGGGAACAACAGACUGUACCACCUCCCCAAGGAGCUCGGGGAGCUGAAGGAACUGAACACGCUGUGGCUGGAGACCAACUGCUUCACUGUCUUCCCGCAUGUGGUGUGCGAGCUCCCCAACCUCAAAACCCUGCACCUUGGCUACAACCAGAUCCGCAGCGUUCCUGAUGAACUUGGAAGGCUGGGAGAGCUGAGAAGUAUCUGGCUGGCCGGGAACGAGCUGGCGGAGUUCCCUCCGGUGUUGCUGGAGAUGCACUUCCUGGCUGUCAUUGAUGUGGACCGCAACAGGAUCCAGCGUUUCCCAGGCCUGUCCCACCUGCAGGGGCUGAAAGUGGUCAUCUACGACCACAACCCCUGUGUCAAUGCCCCCGUGGUGGCCGCCGGGGUCCGGAGGGUCGGCCGCUGGGCGGACUGCUCAGAUGACGAGCAAGAAGACGAAGGCUCAAAGGCGGCCGCUGAGUCCACAGCCAAGGUUGCGGAGGUUGACCCAGAGGAGGAAGUCACCCUUUGAGGUCAAGGAAGUGACAUUGGGCCGUGGGGGGGCCCCACAGUACAGGAUGCCACUUGAGUGGGUCACUUCAGGCAAAGUGGGUGUCCGGUGAGGAGAACUGCAUCAGCUUCCUGGAUGGAAACCAUGCUGGCUGUUUGACCAUACGGCUAGCCGCCAUAUUUAGGUUGGUUCUGGUGUUUGUAUGGAUAUAUAGAAUACACCAUUAUACACCAUAUUAUUGUAUAAUGCAGUAUAAGGUUUGAUACACUCAAGUAUUUGUAAAUGGCUAUGUGUGGUGAUUAGUUAUGGCCUUAUGAUCUGUUUUGGAUUCCUCAUACGCCAUAUUCAUAUAAGUGCUUUAGAUUUGGUGUUUAUAAGUUCAACCUCAAAGUGUUUAUCAUUCCAUGAGAAUGGCGAAGCGGAACUUUGGCUGAUCCCGAUGACGGCGGUAAGCAACCAUAGUCCUUCCUCGCUGAUAUACGAAUAAAGCCUGCUGGUUCCUGGAUGAAUACGACCUCUUGGUGGCUACAUUGAAGCUAUUUUGGCUAAAUGAAGCAUUGUCCAGCAUACAAAUGACCAAAUGAACUCAAAUACCAAUGAAGAUGAUUCAAAUUGUGAACGUCAUUUUUCCACCAGACAAGCAACAGACUUGAUUGGCAGAAAACACUUCCUGUCCAGCACCCAUUCCGCUCCUCCGCUUGCAUGGGAACACCGCGACACCAACUUGUUUAUUUUCACUCGCUGUUGUACUAUAUUGGCUAA
Messenger RNA from Doryrhamphus excisus (bluestripe pipefish), 1871 nucleotides. RefSeq names its product leucine rich repeat containing 10 (gene lrrc10). Gene Ontology annotation, molecular function: protein binding. NCBI's taxonomy places the organism in Eukaryota, Metazoa, Chordata, Actinopteri, Syngnathiformes, Syngnathidae. The record is from RefSeq and is a predicted model, not a curated record. Gene Ontology annotation, cellular component: cytoplasm.